GUGUUAUUGACGAAAGAGCAGUACAGCAAUGAAAAAGCUUUUUAGUGUUUUCCUGACUUUAACUGCUUGUGUAUUAUAUGUAGAAUUGACGACAGGUCCAUGUACAAAUUAUGACAAUAUAGAGAAUGAAGAGAAAAGAUCUUCAAGUUAUAUUUACGACUUCGAUACAGAUAUAGCUAUAAGUGAUGAUGUCUUGCAAGAGGGUUGGUAUAGGAUUAUCAGCAGAUCAGGUACAGACAUGCCGACUGAACCACCAGCUACAUUUAGAUGUGGAACAUGGUACCCCAUAUGGCUUAAUGGUUCCUUACCUUCAGUCGAUGAUGGGGUGGUGACGAGAAAAGUUUGUACACGCACCUUUACAGAUUUUUGUGAGGAUUUCUGGAAUAUCGAUAUUAAAAACUGUACAGACUUUUAUGUUUAUAAUCUGAAAACAAGCAAACGAGCAAAGUCUGCAUAUUGCUUUGGCACAGGAGGUGUACAAUGUCCAAUGGGCGAGUCUUCAUACAAUGGGUAUUAUCCAGGCUGCACUAACACAGGGUUUCCAACUGCUGAAAUAAUACCACAUGUAGUAUCAACAUUAGAUGACGGACCUCCUGCUAAUCCGGACGAAUCUAAAAUUCCAAGUCUUGUCGUUGUCUUCCAGUGCAUGUUUGAUCAAGUUUCAAACUACGUGUACGAUGUCUAUUGGUAUAUAAAUGAAUAUUAUGUCACCGAACACAACAACAAAUUGUACAGUAGUAUAAGACAAACAGACCUUCGUCCCGAUGACUGGGUUGGAAAUCAUUACAUGAAUAUGAUAGUAAGGUGUUCUGUAAGACUACGAAAUGGAGCUGAAAGCCUUCCAGGUCCUUAUUAUGACAGUAACUGGUUCAAAGCCGGUUUAUACCCAGAUCAAUUUCAAUACCAAGUAAUUGAAAGUGAGAGCACGAUAAUCUCAUAUACAGCUACCGUUCCAGUUGGUUGUUUUCGAGCUGACCAAGUCUCACAUUGUAAUCAUUUACUUUACGUUACACAGCCGAAAUACCAAAAUGUGCCAACAACUUGUUCUUCAAGCAACAUUUUGCAACAGGACAUUGCCUUCGACAGUUUCCAGUCCUGUGGGUUAACAGUUCCGUCACAAUAUAGUGGACAGUCAAUUCAGUUUAAUGUGACAGGUUAUGUUGACGGUCAAUACAGUGGGAGCAGAAAAAGAUCAACAAAAAUAAGACUAAUGUCACUCAUAAGUACAGUUGAUUUAACAGGUGCUUGGAACAACAUAACAAGUCCUGACAUUGAGAUUUUAGUCUCAGACGCUGAUGAAAAAAUGAAAAAUCGCCUAUGUAGAGUCUUCAACGAUCCUCACUUUUGGACUGCGGACAGAACACGGUAUGAUUACUAUGGUGUUGGAGAGUACAUCCUGUACAAAAAUACAAAAUAUCCAUAUCAGGUUAAUGCAUUGUUUACAAAAUGUGGUUCUGCAUCCUGUAACUGUGGGGUGGCUAUUCAGGCUGGCCAAUCUCUUUUUGUUCUUAGAAUUUGUAAAAAUAUAUCCAAAAAAGUUAAAUACGUCCGUGGGCUAUCGACACCUUUCGUCGAUAAACGCAUCUGUGAUGACAAAAGCAUGGUCAUAGAGGAAAACACCAGUUCAGGAAUAUAUGAUGUGACAUUGUCUAUCGGAACAACAGUAAGCUUUAAGGUUAGCGGGGAAUAUAUCCGUUACAUUACUGUAAAACCAUCUGUCCUCGACCUUGGGAGCGCAGAAGGACUUUGUGGAUACAUAAGCAGUGAAAACGGACAAAGAGAUGAUGAUUUACGUAAAAGGAAUGAAACCGAGGCAACAACAUCUAUAGAAGAUUUUGCCAAAUCAUGGGAGGUAACAGGGACCAGUGAGUCCUUAUUUGCAGAAAACCCGCCAGUUUUAUCAUAUGAGAAUAGUUUACAAUCUUACUGCACGUGUGCCAAUGUGGGUGGACCUCAAGGAGGAAUAACAGACAACUACUUUCUGCACUGCAACCUUUCUCAACCAAUGGAAGCAUGUUAUGAUGUUCAAACUGACCUCUCUUUAGAUACAAGAUGUUCAGAUGGCAAUCGAAAAAAAAGGUCAGCUAGUGAUCCACUAAAAAGGGUGAUUAGAAGCACUGAUGAUACUGAUGAUGUAAUAGAUUUUACACCACUGACUUUUUCAGAAAACGUUUUCAACGACUCAGUCCCUCAUGAGGUACCGAAAUGGAGCAACGGAUGGACGUAUGAACUUGCGGAGUCUACUUGUAGAGAGUAUAUAAACGAAAGAUUUCCACAUGAUUUAAGUGACAUAACUGGGGAAUAUCCAGAUGACUACAUUGGAACCUGUGUUGAUGAUAUAAAGGCUGCAGGAGAUACAUCGUUUAUGUCUACAACUUUGGACACCAUGCUUACGGCCGCAAAAGUAGAAUUGGAGAGGAACCAAACCCUUAAGGAAGAAACAACAGAAGACGGUAGAACUUUGCUAGAAAAACUCACAAGUCUACUUUGUUUAAACAACUGUAGUUCUAAUGGAAAUUGUAUCAACGGUAUAUGCGUUUGUAACUCCAUGUUUGGUGGGGAAGAUUGUUCCAAGUCAAGGACCACAGCACCUACCAACAUAAGCGUACCUGAACUAGGGUUAUGUCAAUCUAGAACGAGAUCAUGUAAGAAGACUAACGUUAUGGGGCAUUUUAUGCCUCCUGAUGUUUGGUGCAACAUUCAACAUUUUGAGAUUCUGGAAAACAACAUAUCAUAUACAGGGUCACCAACUAUUUCGAAAGCAGAUAUUAAACAUUCUUACAUGGUGUCGUGUGAGUUUGCAAAUGCUAGACGAAAGAGAUCAACGUCCAAUACAACGGUCUUUGCAGAUGGUUAUGAGAUUAGUUUAUCCAAUGAUGGUUCCAAUUACGGUGAAGUCGUAACUUUAAUUGUGUAUGACGAAGAAUGUUAUUCCUGUAACACAGUUAACGUCACGUGUACUGCUAUUGAAACAUGUCCUCUGACAAGAACUGAACAAACAGAAUCAGGAAAAGUACGGAAUGAAGAAAACGAUGAAAACAAUGUUGUAUUACCUAUUAGUAUUAUAGCAGGACUUAUUGUUCUUGCAGCGUUGAUUGGGUUCAUCGUUUACAAAAUCAAACAUAAAGAUAUCGGGCACAGACAAAUUAAUACUUCUGCGAAAGGAGAACAACCAGGAGACCUAUUGUCAUAUGAUUUCGCAACACAAAACAUACCACCAAAAUUGAAUGAGUUAGAUCAGAUGCAAACUCCCCAUUUAACGAAGGAAUAUUCAUCAGCAUCGAGUUUUUCUGUCGAACUGAAUAGCGUUGAAAGAAGAACACCAGACCAUUUAUUUUUGGUUGACAACAAAUACAAUUAGGUGCACAUCAAGCAAGAUGAAAUUUUAUAAAACAAUUCGUGCACCUUUUUUUUAUUGGAUCAAUAUCUUUUAUAGUAUCGUACAAACAAAAUAGAGAUAAAAGUUUCAAUGAGCAGUUCAAGACGUUUGAAGAUGUGUGAUUAUUACAUUGUAACAUUGGAUUCAAUAUCAUGAAGUUUUAGUCUUCACAUAUUGUCAAACCAUCAAACUUUUUCUUGUUUUUUAAUUGUUAGUUUUUUGUUUUACAUUUUGACAAGUACUAAAUGGGUAUGGUUCAUAAGUGUUUCUUGUUUUUUAUAUAGAUUAGACCGUUGGUUUUCCCGUUUGAAUGGUUUUACACUAGUAAUUUUUUGGGGCCUUUUAUAGCUUGCUGUUCGGUGUGAGCCAAGGCUCCGUGUUGAAGACCGUACUUUGACCUAUAAUGGUUUACUUUUAUAAAUUGUGACUUGGAUGGAGAGUUGUCUCAUUGGCACUCAUACCACAUCUUCUUAUAUCUAUAUAUAACGAUCUUGACCCCAUGAUGGUUUCGCACUUUCUGUUUUUAUAACAUUGUUCCAUACCUAAAAAUGUGUCUUUAAAUUGCGGACGUCUUUAGAUAGAUCAAAGCUAAUAUUUCCAUAGAUUCGUGAUUUCAGUUUUUGAUGAGGUUCGUGUUGUUCAGUCUUUAGUUUUUCUAUGUAGUGUUGUUUGAUUUUCUUCGACUUAUGAGAAUUGAAUGUUUCAUUGGUAUUACGGCCUCUUUGUGGCUACUUUUGAGUAUUUGUCACAAUUAUCAAAUGUUGUGGGGACGGGACACUUCAAACCAAAGCCAAACCGAUUUAGCGUCUUCAAUGCACUUUAAUUCGUUUUCCCCGUUUAAUGUUAAAUCUUUGAGAGAGGAAAAAGCAUUUGAUGGUUGAACAUGAUGUAAUGCUUAAUUGAAGCUGUCCCAAUACGAUGAUCUAAAUGAUAUAUGUUGACUGCAGACAUAAUUGAAAGUUAGGGAAUAUCUGUUUCACAGAUGACGAUGGGAUAUGUUCCAUUGCCGUAACUAUUAUCCCGUCCACUUUUCCCGAAGCGAAAGCCUGCCGAAUUGGACGUAUCACCGGGAUUGUUAUUCGUGAGCAACACGGUGGGUGCCAUAUGUGGAGCAGAAUCUGCUUAUUCUUCCAGAGAUCACCCACCGUGUUUUGUGGGGUUCGUGUUGCUCAGUCUUUAGAUUUCUAUGUUGUGUUUGCUGUUGUUUGCCUGUUUGUCUUUGUCCUUUUUAGCCAUUGCGUUGUAAUUUUUAUUCGACUUGUGAGUUUGAAUGUUCCUUUGGUAUCUUUCGCCUCUCUUUCGAAAAUUUAAGCCAUUUAAGAUUUUUUUCAGAUUUGAAUCUUUUUGCUUUCUUAAAUAUUAACUUUUCCCGUUAAAUUUUAUUUUCAUACUGAUUACUGCGUAUGACGUGUGCCUUAUAUUAGUAAACUGAAGCAAGGAAUUCAGUAAGUAUCUUAUUGGCUGAUACCUUAGCACUAUGUGUAGAAAAAAUAUGAUAAAGGCGAAAAUAAAGAAAACGAAUACCUUCUCUUUCUUUGGUGAUAAUUAUAUAAAAAUAAACACUGAAAAUGCACUACGGGUAAUUAAUUUGUUUUAUUUUCUGUACUCAACUUUUAAGUGAUAGAAUUUUGUUACUGAAUGCUUUUCAAAUAUUUACACUUAAUUUCUUUCGGAUUUGUCUUACUUAUAGUAUUUUGUUUGAACUAUUAAAUCCCCCCAUUUUGUACAAAUAAUUGAAGGGUAUGUAAUAAGAGAACUUGACAUAUCUUUGAAACAAAACACGACCUAUCAGUCAAUUUGCUAUAAAUAUCCAUUUCGAUCUGGCUAAACUUGUAUUAGCUUUCUGGGAUACGAUUUAUAUAUAUACAAUGUUUAUUUAUUUUGAUAUUUACUGAACUGUGAUAUUUGAUUAUUAUAAAAGUGAUAUACAAGUAUUAUUAUUUCUAAUGUUUACACAAUUUUUAAAGAAGUAUCUACACACAUCUCAUUUAUUUUGAUUAUGUACUUCGUUUUGAAUAAAAUAUUUAUUGAAUGUU
This is a messenger RNA of Mytilus californianus (California mussel), 5415 nucleotides long. RefSeq names its product von Willebrand factor D and EGF domain-containing protein-like. Bases 29 to 3361 code for a protein of 1110 amino acids. Lineage: Eukaryota; Metazoa; Mollusca; Bivalvia; Mytilida; Mytilidae. The record is from RefSeq and is a predicted model, not a curated record. The transcript has 18 exons.